UUUCACCAAUGAAACACACAAAUGCACCUCACCUUAAUAAAGUUUUGUCAUGCUGACAUGAUUUGACCAGGGAGAUAAGUUCUUUAAAAUUAUUCACACAUUUGAACCUUAAAAAUAUUACACAGCGCCAUUUAGAUUGGGAAUAAUUAGCACUGUGAUAAUUAACCCGUGAGAAAACCAACUCCAGUCUCCCCAUUUGGCAUGUCAGGCCCCAGAUAUUAUGUCAGGCCCCAGAUAGCAUGGUAGCAUGUAAUAAAACAUGGAAAGAAAUCUAUACAAUUACAGGAAAUUAGCAUUCAAAUUGAACAAAUUUUCUCUCAGCAUCAUGGUAAAAUAUGUAGAAUAGCAGGAAAUUAGCUGUUAAUAAAAAAUCUCUCUGCCCCAUGGCAUGUAUGUAAAUGCAUGACAAUAGCUAUACAACUAUACAUUUUUGUCUUUGCCCUAUGGCAAAAUGUGUAAAUUGCAGGAAGCUAGCCUUUUUACAAACAAAAAAAAUGAAGGUUUUUGUAAAAAAAAAUAUAUGAUUAUUAUUUUUGGUUGGGGGGAGCUGGCUUGCUCGGACCUUGGGGUGCGCGAAAAAGUACGCCACUGACCCCGCACAGUAAAAUCUCAGUGUCAGACAGCCUAGCUGGCAGCAAAUUGGGCUGGAUAGAUAACAGCACAUGUCAUAUUCUAUUUCUAAUUGUCCACAAAACACAAUCACAUUCAAUUUGUGAAUGAAUAAGAGUACAUAUUUUUUUGCAAGGUCAAUCUCGUGACGCACAGCAACUCUAGCGGCUCCAGCCUACAGUUGGAACAGUUUAAGACGCGAAUGACUUAAACAUAACGAGGAGAAACUAGUCCAUGUCCUGUUUUUGAACAGAUCAGAUUAAUUAAAGCCUACUUUAUGUCGAUUUAUAGUUUAAGGGGGCGUCCAGUAUUUUAUUAAUCAACCUGGUAGAUGACAGACUACAAUAAACGAUUACUCCAAGGACAACGCAAACAUUCACAUUAGUACCAUAUAAUAAAAUGACGCAAUUAACCUAAUUACAGAAAAGCAAUGCCUAGUACUAAUAUAUUAGUAUCCAGGCCUCGUUUGUACUCUGGGGAACCUGCGUCUCUGUAUUGUGUCUGUUGGUCCUAUACAGCAUGAUACCCGUGGCCGUCAACAAACAAACCAAUACACGCACAUAGCCUCUUUCCAGAUCAGCCUACACUGUGCUACAGUAGCCAUACUGUCAAUCUCACGUACAACAGUCACGUUUGGCACGUAGGCCUUUAUGAGGAGGUUCUUAAUAUGUUUAGUUUAGGGGGUUGGAGAGGACGGGCCAGUCCAUGUUGUGUGUACUAACAACCCAUUCAUUCGUGCCUUCCUGUACUUAUCCGGGUAUUUGAGGGCAACAUCAUUUACAGUUUAAAUGUUUUCGUUUGCGCCUGUUUGUUUGAUGGCAUAAGAACGCAAAUACCUACUACAUUUAUGUCUUCAUUUAGCUACACUUUGUCUUAUUCCUGGCAUAUGACCGUUAUUUUGGCUAUUUGUAUUACCUCUAUGUUUAAUACUUUCUAAUUAAGAGGUGCAACACGCCAACUAAAGCCGUCCCAACGUGCUCAAAACCAGUAGCAUUGACACAGGCAAGCGAUUCCAUUUUGAAUGGAUUUGAUCGCAUCUACUUGUUGACCUUGGGCGACAUCUAGCGGACAAGGGAAUGUUGGCAGCUCAGGGGUGGCAGUGUCUGGUUGACACCACUGAUGUAUAAGAAUCCACGCUCUCAAAGUCAGCGCGCUGUGUAAGUCACGUGUGUAGCGCAUCAGCCAAAUUAGAUCUGCUCACCUCGAGUCCUCUCUCGCCUCCUUUUGAAAAAUCUCCACGUUAAUCGAGGAGAGCUAGCGAGGAGUGAUCAUGGAUGGAAAUGCACUUUCUUGAAAUGAAACCAUCCUCACCACUGGCGCGUCAUCAGGCAAAUGACGUUCAGUGGUGGACCCAAAAUAAAUGUGGAAUGUGAUCCAAAAAAUGUAAGUUAGUUGUGCAAGACAUUUUAUAGAUAAAACAAUAAGUAACAUAUUGUUUUUAAACAUGUGCAUGAUUUUCUCCUCUGACAAUACAAAAGCUAAUUCAAAGGGGGUGUGUCAGAUUUCAAAACUCUUCCGCAGUAGGAUACACUUCUGUCACAGAUUGUGUCGAACAAUGAACAUUAUGGUUCACCGGAUGUACAAAUCUGAAGCAUUCGGGUUGGCGUUUCCACUCGAGAACACCGAGCAGCGAUUGGAGGCUUUGUUGUAGGCACGUUAUUGGGGACAUGAGCAGAACCCCGGAAGGGUAAAAAUGGAGUCCCUAGAGAAAGCAAGUACAAGAUGGGUGUCAGGGAUGGAGCAGCAGUAUUAUCGUGAGGAGACAUGAGGCGAAAGAGGACGAAGAAGAGAGGAUGCAGGAGACCAUCACCACAAACACCCAGACACUCUCUCCUGUGUGGAUUUCCUUUCCUCCUCCCGGGAUGAUGCCCGUUCCUGCACCUCAUCCUUGCACCAUCUCUAAGAGGACCUCUCCUCGUGCUCCUGCUCUCCUCGUGCUCCUGCUCCUCCUGCUUCCAGCUGGGCCUGGCUGGAGUGUCAGGCUGGAGGCUGGAGCUGGGAGUGGACCAGAGGCUGGUACAGUUACCAGGACCAGGGUUGGAGCUGGCUCUAGAGUCAGGGCUGGGUUGGAGACUGCGGAUGAGGCCGUGGCUGAAGUUAGAGCUGGUGCUACCAUCCUGUCCGUCAGCAGUGAAGGGCAGUGGGAGCCCCGGAGCUCCUCCCGCUGUGUGCCCAUCCCGGCGGGCAUGGCCCUCUGCCAGAACAUCGGCUACGCCACCAUGAGGAUGCCCAACCUGCUGGGGCACGAGUCGCCAGGCGAGGCCGUCCAGCAGAGUGCCAGCUGGCUGCCCCUGCUCGCCCGGGAGUGCCACCCUGAUGCCCGCAUCUUCCUCUGCUCGCUGUUCACACCCAUCUGUCUGGACAGGUUCGUCUCUCCGUGUCAGAGUCUGUGUGAGUCAGUGCGGGACAGCUGCGCGCCCAUCAUGGGUUGCUAUGGUUACCCCUGGCCAGAUAUCCUUCGUUGUGACCAGUUUCCUGCCAACCACCUCAUGUGUAUCUCCUCUGUCACAAACACCAGCACAGGAGGGCGUAGAGCAGUGCCCCAGGCUAGCUGUCGAGACUGUGAACUGGAGGAGGCCUCGUCUGCCAAGGACGUGCUGGAAACUUUCUGUAGGAGUGACUUUGUGGUGAAAUUGCGUCUCACGCAGCUAAAAUCCAGUCAGGUGAGUUUGGCCCAGUUCUCCCUGGCCUCUCGUCUGCAGGUUCUGAAGCACGGGCCUCUCCUGGGAGGACAGAUCCGCUCCCGCCUGCAGCUGUGGCUGGAGAGAGACGCCAGCUGUGUACGGAACAUGACGCGGCGUCAGCCCCAAGGCGGGACCUUCCUGGUGACGGGCACAGUGCAGGGGGAAUGGCUGGUGGUCAACAAGGCCUUUGCCUGGAACAAACACGCCAGGAACCUGAUGGCUGCUGCCCGCAAGUGGAAACAGCACCGAUGUAGAGGCUAGCAGGGGCUCUGGCUAGGAGCUAAACUUGAGGUCUGAAAUGGAUCUGAGCAGAGCUAUAGGCCUAGGUGUACAGAGUCAGGGAUGUGAUUAAAACACCAUAUGACAUCAGCAGAGAGAGAGGAGGUUGUUUGGGGGAGGGUACAUCUCUAUGAUAGACUUCCUGGAUUUGAAUCACAUCCUUGGAUAGCUGGAUGUUUCAGAGAGCACCAUCCUGAGCUCAGGAGAGGACGCUGCAAAGAACAAUUCCUUCUGUGUUUCCUGCAAAUGUACAUAUCUAUAAAUUAUAAGUAAAUAUCACUGAUCUAUAUUUGUAAGAGGUUGACUGGAAUUAAAUUAGUGUUUUCAAAGUG
Messenger RNA from Oncorhynchus keta (chum salmon), 3904 nucleotides. Its product is annotated as secreted frizzled-related protein 5. The transcript is spliced from 6 exons. Lineage: Eukaryota; Metazoa; Chordata; Actinopteri; Salmoniformes; Salmonidae. Gene Ontology annotation, biological process: negative regulation of canonical Wnt signaling pathway; canonical Wnt signaling pathway; non-canonical Wnt signaling pathway. The record is from RefSeq and is a predicted model, not a curated record. Gene Ontology annotation, molecular function: Wnt-protein binding. Bases 2403 to 3554 code for a protein of 383 amino acids.